AAAUCUAUAAAAGUACCGGCGACGUAAGCCAUUCAGGGAUUAUUAAACUGUUAUUAUUGCUCGUCGGAAACGCGACUCGUUCAAAGCGGUUUUUAUUUUAUUGCAUUUACAUAUUCGUUAUUUGUGUACAUUUGAUUCGUCCUCGAUUCGUCACUCUAGAAACAUCGACAUUUCCGUCAAACAUGUUUCCUGAGAGCAGCACUGGGUACAGCUUUGAGGACUGCCAGGCUACAGCUGACUGGCUUCUGACUCAGACUGCAUUGCGCCCUCUGGUGGGCAUAGUUUGCGGCUCAGGUUUGGGAGGCUUGGCCAACAUGCUGAAAGAUCAGGUUGCUUUUAACUACUUGGACAUUCCCAACUUCCCCCAGAGUACAGUGCAUGGUCAUGCAGGUCAGUUGAUCUUUGGUACUUUGAAGGGUAGACCAUGUGUCUGUAUGCAGGGGAGGUUUCAUCUCUAUGAGGGAUAUACCAUCCAGAAGAUUACUAUGCCUAUGCGGAUAUUCAAACUGCUGGGUGUUGAGACGGUGAUUCUCACCAACGCUGCCGGUGGCCUGAACCAGGACUAUAAAGUGGGAGAUAUCAUGAUCAUCAAAGAUCAUCUCAACAUGCCUGGAUUUGCCGGAAACAACCCACUUGCAGGACCCAAUGAUGAGAGAUUUGGGGUCCGUUUUCCCUGCAUGUCUGAUGCAUAUGAUCGGGACCUUCAGCAGCUAGCGAUGGAUGUGGGUUCAGAGCUUGGUUACAGUGACUUUCUGAGAGAGGGUGUGUACUGUGUUCUUGGAGGACCGUCUUUCGAGACCAUCGCUGAGUGUCGCAUGUUGCACAAGCUGGGAGCUGAUGCUGUCGGUAUGAGCACUGUUCACGAGGUGAUUGUGGCACGUCACUGCAACAUGCGGGUCUUUGCUCUGUCUUUGAUAACUAACAAGGCAGUGUUGGACUACGACAGCGAGGAAAAGGCCAAUCAUGAAGAAGUUCUGCAGACGGGAAAACAGAGGGCCGAGCUACUCGAAAGGCUGGUGUCCACCAUGGUCACACGGCUAGAGCACAACAACAAUUACGCCUAAUACUGUUCUCAAAACUGAUCCAUCAUCACAGACCAGAGAAUGCUGUUCAUCUGUGAAUGAACAUAAGCUUGUGUGUGUGUGUGUGUGUGUGUGUGUGUGUGUGUGUGUGUGUGUGUGUGUGUGUGUGUGUGUGUGUGUGUGUGUGUGUGUGGCUUUGGCAGUAGAUGUACAGUAAAUAUCUAUCUUGUGUUUUUUAACAUUUGAUAUUAAAUUUGUUUUAUUUAUUAUGCAUGUCUUCCGCUCUAUUUUUAAUGAUGUUCUGCAUAUGUGUAUGUCACAAUCAGAUUUGAGGUAUUUAAUGGGGAAAAUUUAACACAUGGGUGCAUAUCAUGAAACGUUGUGAAGUCCAGGCCAUAUGUCGCCCCAAAAUGAAUUUGAUACAAUUACAAAAAUGAAUUACAUAAAAAAAAUGAAGCUGAAAAUCAUUGAUUUUUCACAUCAAAGCAUUAUUUUAAUAAAAAUGAAGAACAUUGCUUAGCCUACUGUAAUUAAAAAAAAUUUAAUUGAAAAUUACAACUGUAAAUGUUCAUCAUGAUCGUAUAUGUUGUACUGGAUUUAUGAGUUUAUUUGUAAAAAUCAAGGACUAAAAACGGUUCAAGAAAAGAAAAUGAACAAAAUGUUUUGCAGAAUGGAAACGAAAUUGGGAACAAAGUUCCUUUCAAUUGUUCCGGAGUGAAAUUUUUAUUUUUAAAUGCUGGAAACCAGAUAACCGGUUUAUUUUGUUUUGAUAUAUAUUUCAUAAAACCAAAGACUAAAUGGUUUAUCACAGUAAACCUUCAGAAUUACACCACUCCCUGUUGCCCAAAAAAAUGGGAUUUCACUCUUUUUUUUUGUAGAACAUGAAGCAUGUGCUUUGAUUCUGAAAUGAACCACUUCAUAACAAAUCUCUGCCUAAUUGCACAUAGUGGAUGUAGCCUUCCAUAACAUGCUGAAGACCUUUUUGGCAACUACAUAGUGCUUAAAAACUACAUAUACAUGCAUGAUUAAUCCAGAUGAAAGGACAAAUAUUGAGGUAAAAAGUUUCUCAGUUGUUUUCCCUGAACUAUGGUGGGAUAUGAUGCAUUAAUACAUAUUUGAUGCAUAAGUUUUUUUGACUGAGAAGCAGAUCUGUAAAUAAAACCAAUAAUUAAAUAAAAUUAAAUUAUUUGGCCCGCAUACGAUGGGGUGUAGUCCAAACAUGAACACGUGUGUGUUUAAUGUUUUGACAGGGAAGCAAAUCUGUAAUCAAGACAAAUAAUAAAAAUAAAAUAAUUUGGCCAAAAUAAGAUGACAUUUAGUUCAAACAUGCUCAAGCAGUGUGUGUUUAUGCAGAAAAGAGAUAUUUAGGGUAUUCAUUGAUUUUAGAUGGUGAGAGGUAUAUUUGUAAUAUUUUUGGUCAUAUUUUAAAUACUAAGAAUAACAUUAAUUGAAAAGAUGUAAUUUUAUAUAGGCUACUGUAUACUACUCUUGAUAUGAUUUCUAUACUGAUAAUUCCCCAAAAUGUAAGGUCUUUUGCAAGAUCUGGCAACACUGUCGUUUUAAAAAGAACAUUAUUAAAAGUUCUAUUAUUUCAUUCUAACCGCUUACCAAUUGGAAAAGAGGCUGCAGAACGCCAGAACUGGAACAAAAUAAUAAUAAUACAGUUUCUGCUCAGAAC
Messenger RNA from Xyrauchen texanus (razorback sucker), 2700 nucleotides. RefSeq names its product purine nucleoside phosphorylase-like. Gene Ontology annotation, biological process: nucleoside metabolic process. NCBI's taxonomy places the organism in Eukaryota, Metazoa, Chordata, Actinopteri, Cypriniformes, Catostomidae. Gene Ontology annotation, cellular component: cytoplasm. Gene Ontology annotation, molecular function: purine-nucleoside phosphorylase activity. The coding region runs from base 183 to 1064 and encodes 293 amino acids. The transcript is spliced from 6 exons. The record is from RefSeq and is a predicted model, not a curated record.